Xenia sp. Carnegie-2017 is the source of this 937-nucleotide messenger RNA. RefSeq names its product tetratricopeptide repeat protein 17-like. NCBI's taxonomy places the organism in Eukaryota, Metazoa, Cnidaria, Anthozoa, Malacalcyonacea, Xeniidae. The transcript has 5 exons. The coding region runs from base 191 to 937 and encodes 248 amino acids. Gene Ontology annotation, cellular component: actin cytoskeleton; cytoplasm. The record is from RefSeq and is a predicted model, not a curated record. Gene Ontology annotation, biological process: actin filament polymerization.
GACUCCUUGUGUUAUGUUUGAUAAACAUCGUGAAUCAGUGAUUAACAGUUUAAUGCAAGGAGCUUUGCAAUGGCCCGUAUAGAUUUAGGACCAUGGCUUUAUCCAAAUGGAAUAGUUUUGGUGAAUGGAAAGCAGUGUUGAGUAUUAAAUUACUGAGCAAAUAACUGACACUGCGCAGAAUGUACUUGUAAUGUCGUCAGUAUAUUUGCCAUUUAUGUUCGCGAAUUCUUCAACUAUUUUAUUCAUAUUGCUGGCAUCUUUUCAUACGGUCAUUACAUACACGCACUGGGUGCUCAAUGAUCAAGGUCGCAUUAGAUCAAAGGUGUAUUCUGAAUUCCAGCUGCGAAAACCAGAGAAUCUAGUUAUUUUUUUACGCACAGAUGAUGAUUUAAUGCACCUAAAACAAGUUAAAACAGAAUUAGCAAAGGAAAAAAAGUUUUUGGAAGUAGAAAGAGAUGAAGAAAAAGUGGAUUUGGUGAUGAAAUAUCAUGCCGAAGAUGAGGAUUGUUUACUUGCAGGAAAGCCAUUAAAGAAGUUUGAUCUAAAAAUCAGUACCCUCAUUCCUUUUGAUACUCUUGGAAUCAGAUACAGUGAUCACAUUGACUUUACAAGUGAAUUGCCACCAACAAAACAGGCUCCUUUUUGCACCGUCAGUCUACCAUUCAGCAUGAUCACAAUGGACCAUCUUGAAGGACUGGUAAAGAGAGACGAACUUAAGAAUUACUCUGAAAAGGAACUUAACAGACAUUUGUUUGCCGAAUAUCAGCUGGAAAGUUUGGGUAACCGAGUAAACUUCUCACUAAGUAAGAACGAAACCUCGUGGGUAUUGUUGAACGUCGCAGCUCUAUAUUGGAGGAUUAAGGGCAAUGCGCUUGAAGCAAUCGAAUGCUUAAGAAGAGCUUUAUAUUAUUCUCAUGGCCGUUGCUGUGUCAGAUAG